Molecule: messenger RNA, 672 nt
Organism: Fusarium venenatum
Lineage: Eukaryota; Fungi; Ascomycota; Sordariomycetes; Hypocreales; Nectriaceae
Product: Gar1/Naf1 RNA binding region-domain-containing protein
Biological process (GO): snoRNA guided rRNA pseudouridine synthesis; ribosome biogenesis
Cellular component (GO): box H/ACA snoRNP complex
Molecular function (GO): box H/ACA snoRNA binding
Source: RefSeq, a predicted model, not a curated record
AUGUCUUUCCGAGGAGGUUCGCGAGGACGCGGCGGCGGUGGAUUUGGAGGUGGCCGUGGCGGUGGCCGCGGUGGUUUCCAGCAGCGAGACAUGGGCCCUCCUGCCCAGAUCCUUGAAAUGGGCAAGUUCAUGCACGCCUGUGAGGGCGAGAUGGUCUGCGAGUCCAUCAACCCCAAGGUCCCCCACUUCAACGCCCAGAUCUUCCUCGAGAACAAGACGGCCGUCGGCAAGGUCGACGAGGUCCUUGGCCCCAUCAACCAGGUCUUCUUCACCAUCAAGCCCACCGAGGGCAUCCAGGCCACCUCUUUCAAGGAGGGCGACAAGUUCUACAUUGGCUCCGAGAAGCUCCUGCCCCUCGACAAGUUCCUUCCCAAGCCUAAGCCCCCGCCUGGUGCUCCCAAGCCCAAGCGCGCUGGCGGCGGUCGUGGCGGUGCCCGUGGUGGUCGCGGCGGCUUCGGUGCUCGCGGUGGCGGUCGUGGUGGUUUCGGUGGUGGUUUCGGUGGUGCUCGCGGCGGCGCUGGCGGUUUCUCGCGCGGUGGUGGCCGUGGAGGAAGCAGUUUCGGUGGCCGUGGAGGUCGCGGUGGCAGCGGUGGUUUCUCACGAGGUGGUGGUGGCGGCGGAGGCUUCAGUGGUGGUCGUGGACGUGGUGGUUUCAGCCGUGGAGGCCGAUAA